UUAGCAUGCAGUGUUAGCUUCUACAGUUCUUCACAGAUGGCAUUUAUUUAAAGUUAGCUAGAUUUUUCCAACAUGUUGUUGAAAUGCCCAAGAGCCACGCUAUGGCAGAAUGAAUAAUUGAGUGUAGAACUGGUAUUAUUUAAUGUGAAACGUCACCGGUGGACAUUCACUGACAUCGUUGACUCGAGCUUAGAAGCCUCAAUUUGAGAAUUGCGCGUUCCCGGAAGGGAAGGUCUUGGAUAUUGUAGUUUUAACCAGUAAACAGCAGUGUUUUUAUCCCUGUGCUCAAGCGUUGACCAUACAUCUGCGACAGUGCGACACUUAUUGUGUCUUAUAGCGCUAUGUUGUGAUAAUGUUUUGAACGUCUAUAUGUAACAAUAUUUUGACUCGUUUGGAACUGCAGGCUCUUAUGUAUUGCAAGAGUCUAGGAAUUGUAUUUUCUAAGUGACACAGUACAGCGAAUAUGGCGGACGGUGGUCGCUAUUACAGCGAGCAUGAUGACAGAAUUGGUGCCCCCCAGUUCCGUAACCGCAGGGGCCGGGGAUCCUACAGGGGGGGGCGGCCAUACAGUGAUGGACCCAGGCCACGUCAUCGAGGAGGGUUUGGGGGCCCGGGGCCACGGGCACGCUUUGGAGAUGACGAUGGAGAUGUUGCAAUGAAUGAUGGGAACUCUCAGGAUGGUGGCCCUCAGCGUAGAUUCAACCCAUAUGGACGGCCAUAUCGGAGAGGCGAUGGGCGGUUUGACAGAGACAGAGGUGGAAGAGGAAGAGGAGGUGGAGGCGAGGGUUACAGAGGCUUUGGGAGAGGUGGAGGCGGAGGCGGGGGUGGAAGCGGAAGGAACAGAAGUUGGUUUAAAAUUACGGUGCCCCAUGGCAAGAAAUACGACAAGAAAUGGCUGCUCACUGCCCUACAGAACCUGUGCUCCAUACCCUUCUCUGCUGUACAGUACCACACGGACGGCAACAAGGUGCAGUUCUAUGUGGACGACUCAGCCACAGCUAAAGCUCUUCACGGGUGUUCACACAAGAUCACAGACAAUGACGGUUACAAGGUGAUAUUGCAUAUAAACGCCUGCCCUCCUCCUUCUUUCGUUCUCACCGACCUAAAACCAGAAGACCUGGAACACCUGAAGCAAUGCAUGGCCAAGCGCUUUGAUGGCUCCCAACAGGCACUGGACUUGAACAACAUCCGAACCGAUCCAGACCUGGUGUCUCAGAACAUUGAGGUGAUCCUCAAUAGAAAGACCUGUAUGGAGGCUGUGGUCAAGAUCAUCGAGGAAAACAUCCCUGAGCUGGUUUGUCUGAAUCUGAGCAACAAUCGUCUGCAUAAACUGGAUGAAGUGGCAGAGCUGGUCAGCAAGGCACCAAACCUGAAGACACUGAAUCUGUCUCACAAUGAGUUGAAGUCUGAGCGGGAACUAGACCGGUUGAAAGGGUUAAAGUUGGUGGAGCUGUGGUUGGACCGUAACCCCCUGUGUGACCUCUUCAAGGACCAGGCCUCCUACAUCAGUGCCAUAAGAGAGAGAUUCCCCAGACUGCUCAAACUGGAUGGUAAUGACCUUCCCCCGCCAAUAGGCUUCGAUGUAGAGACGGCCACCACAAUCCCACCCUGCAAGGGCAGCUGGUUUGGUUCUGAUGAAAUCAAGGGCCUCAUCUUGCGGUUCCUGCAACAAUAUUACAGCAUCUAUGACUCGGGGGACAGACAACCUCUCCUAGAUGCCUACCACGAUGGCGCCUCCUUCUCUCUGAGCACGCCCUAUUCCAACCAGAACCCGUCCAGGUGCAGUUUGGGAGAGUACCAAAAAGACAGUAGGAACCUCAAGAGACUGAAAGAUCCCUCCAUGCGGUUCCGCCUGCUGAAACACACGCGCCUUAACGUAGUGGCGUUUCUUAAUGAGCUUCCGAAAACCCAGCAUGACACUGCAUCGUUCAACGUGGAUGUGAACACGUACACGAGCAUGUUGUUGUCGUUCACAGUUAGUGGUGUGUUCAAAGAAGUUGAUGGUAAAUAUCGAGACUCUGUCAGGGCCUUCUCUCGGGUCUUCAUCACUGUGCCUGCCGGGAACUCUGGCUUGUGCAUAGUGAACGACGAGCUGUUUGUGCGCAACUCCACCACGGAGGAGAUCCGGCGAGCAUUUGUGGCCCCUGCUCCCACCCCCUCCAGUAGUCCCGUGCCCACCCUCACCGCCCCGCAGCAGGAGAUGCUCUCUGCCUUCUCCCUCAAGUCUGGCAUGAAUCUGGAAUGGUCCCAGAAGUGUCUACAGGACAACGAGUGGGAUUUCAACAGAGCUGCACAGAUCUUUACAGAACUUAAGACUGAUGGAAAGAUCCCAGAUGUCGCUUUCAUAAAGUGAAGAGUUUAACACUACUUAUUAUGGAAUAGUAAUUUUAGAUUUUCUGUGAAAAAUUGUAUUUAUAUUUUCUAUGGACUUUUGUUUUGGUUUAACUGUUAUUCUUUGUUUUUCUUUUUGCUAAAGUAGGAUGGUAUGCUAUGACAAGUCACCAAAUUCUUGUUUUAACACUGUCGCAGUUGACGAAUUGAAUACCUCAAAAUCUUGUUUAUUGUACUCUUAGUUUUAAGUAAUUUUCUAGUGUUGUUCAUGUUUUCAUAGAAAUAAAGCCAGUGACUGUGGGCUGUAUUUGUGUUAGACUAUUUGGUGGUUUAGGUUGUACAGAUAAAUAUAUAUUUUUUUCUCUAAAAAGUU
Molecule: messenger RNA, 2704 nt
Organism: Hypomesus transpacificus
Lineage: Eukaryota; Metazoa; Chordata; Actinopteri; Osmeriformes; Osmeridae
Gene: nxf1a
Product: nuclear RNA export factor 1a
Exons: 21
Coding region: 464-2353 (629 amino acids)
Biological process (GO): poly(A)+ mRNA export from nucleus
Cellular component (GO): nucleus; cytoplasm
Molecular function (GO): RNA binding; protein binding
Source: RefSeq, a predicted model, not a curated record